Aspergillus ochraceoroseus IBT 24754 is the source of this 870-nucleotide messenger RNA. RefSeq names its product aldo/keto reductase family protein. The transcript is spliced from 6 exons. The record is from RefSeq and is a predicted model, not a curated record. Bases 1 to 870 code for a protein of 289 amino acids. Gene Ontology annotation, molecular function: oxidoreductase activity. Lineage: Eukaryota; Fungi; Ascomycota; Eurotiomycetes; Eurotiales; Aspergillaceae.
AUGCCAAUCGACCUCCAGGAGACGCUGGUGAGCCCUAGAGCCACCAAGAAAACUCUCGCGGGCUUUGAAAUGCCCGUGCUAGGAUAUGGAGUUUAUGAAGUACCCGAUGCCGUCGCUGAAGAUGGAGUCGAGAAGGCACUCAAGGCUGGAUACCGUCAUAUUGAUUCCGCUAGAUGCUAUGAAAACGAAACGGGAUGCGCGGCUGCCAUUCGAAAAGCCGGACUGAAGCGAUCGGACGUCUUUCUGACGACCAAGCUUAAUCCGGACGAUCCUGGGUAUGAGGGAGCCCAAAGGUCUAUACAGGAAAGCCUUAAAAACGCUCAGACGGACUAUUUUGAUUUGAUUCUCGUACAUACUCCAUGGGGAGGCAAAGAAGGCCGUCUCGGUGCGUGGCGAGCGCUGGUGGAAGCCCAGAAAGCCGGCCAGGCCCGUUCAAUUGGGGUGUCGAACUUUGGGGUGCAUCACCUGGAAGAGUUGGAAGAAUAUAUCAGCCAUGGAGGAGGGGGUCGCAUUGAAGUGGGCCAGUAUGAGCUUCACCCAUGGCUGGCACGAGCCGAAUUGGUCGACUGGCUACGUGAGCGCGGUGCAAUUGUCCAGGCCUACUCUCCUCUCACCAGGGGGACUCGUCUGGGCGAUCCUAUUCUGCAAGCCCUGGGCAAAAAGCACCAUAGGAGCCCAGUUCAGAUCCUAAUCCGGUGGAGUCUUCAGAUGGGCUUUGUUCCACUUCCCAAAACCACGACUGCCGAGCGGAUUGCAGAGAAUGCGGAUGUUUUUGACUUCGCGUUGGAUGAGGACGACAUGAAGCUUCUACACACCGGGGAAUACUCACCUACGGAUAGCCUUUGGGAUCCUACCGUUGAACGAGACUAA